Molecule: messenger RNA, 315 nt
Organism: Fomitopsis serialis
Lineage: Eukaryota; Fungi; Basidiomycota; Agaricomycetes; Polyporales; Fomitopsidaceae
Exons: 2
Coding region: 1-315 (104 amino acids)
Source: RefSeq, a predicted model, not a curated record
AUGCAAGGCUGGACGGCCAUCGACCGCCUGCACAAAGUGCGAGUUUCGACUCUCGUCAUCAACGGUCGCAUGGACAUGGCACAAGACUUCGUUGUCGCGCCCUUCUUCGAGAAGAUCAACAAGGUCAAGUGGAUCACUUUUGAGAAGUCGAGUCACUGCCCGUUCUGGGAGGAACGGGAACGAUAUAUGAACAUUCUCGACGAGUUCCUGAAGUUGCUUGAAGGCGGCGACGAACCGGAGAAGGUCGGAUUACUAUCUAUCUUUGACUUCGCGCAUAGUAUCGGGCAAAUCAUAGGUCGCAUAGGGAACUUGUAG